Calypte anna (Anna's hummingbird) is the source of this 1406-nucleotide messenger RNA. Its product is annotated as apoptosis facilitator Bcl-2-like protein 14. Gene Ontology annotation, biological process: regulation of apoptotic process. The record is from RefSeq and is a predicted model, not a curated record. Bases 59 to 1279 code for a protein of 406 amino acids. The transcript has 6 exons. NCBI's taxonomy places the organism in Eukaryota, Metazoa, Chordata, Aves, Apodiformes, Trochilidae.
GAUCCCUGAGUGCCCGUGGAUGUGGAACUGGUCUUGACAUCUGUCCAGAAGGGCAGAAAUGGAAAGCAACGUGCGGGCUCUGCCCAGCGGGACGUCCCGGUGGGAUGCGGGGAUGCAGACAUCAAGCAAGAUCCUCUCCCUGGACAGGCAAGGAGCCAAGAAAGUCCUGGAAAUCUAUGUCAAACGUUCCCUGAGCUGCUGUGAGAGCUCUCUGGGGGCCAGGAGGAAGCAUCAGGAAGGAGCCAGAAGGUCAGGGGGAAAGGCAGAGGGGCCACAACGCUCGAAAAGUGAUUUCUACAAAUAUUCCUGUGCCAGAAGCAGCAGGAGGAAGGACAGGGAGGAAGAACCCAAAGCAUUGGACCCAGAUGAGGGUUUGGAUGAUGAGAGCAAAGCUCCCCGGAAGGUCCCUAAAGAGAAGAGGAAGCCCAAGAGGAAAAGCUCUAAAAAUGAUUCCCAACGCAGCUGGUUCAAAAGUUUCUUAAAUUUCCUCUUCAAGAAGAGUCCCGAGGAGCAGAAGGAAAACCCAGGGCAAAAAGCAAAGGGAAAAGAUGCCAAAGGUCCUCAGAGCUCGGAACCAGAUGGGAAUAAAAAACCUGGAGUGGACUCAAACACAUGCCCAGCCCUGAGCAGAACCCCAAAGAGGAGACCCAGCCUCAAGAAGGUUUUCUCCUUCAAGAAGAAUGCAGAGGAGGAGGGGGGAGACCCAACAGCUGGGACCAGGGCCAAGAGACCCAACUGCCUCCCCCUGCACCAUGGGCUGGUACCAUCCCAUCCAGCAGAUGAGGAGCAGCCCUACAGUUACUACACACAAGUCUCAGAAGAGAUCGAGCUGAUGGUGCAGGGCAGGGAGCACCAGGGGAGCAGAGGAUUUGGGGAGCAGUCACAGCCACCCAGCCCCAACGGGGUCGAUGAAGCCAUCAGGAGAAUCGUUGCCCUGCUCCAGAGUGCAGGAGAUGAGCUGGACAGGCAGGUAAAGGAGGAUGCACAGCUAUGGAAGUUCUUCAGGGACAUGUCCUACAGCUCCUUCAAGGACUUGGCUGAUGCCUACGUCCAGAGGGAAGUGACAGCCAGCAGGACCAACGCUGACCCCCAGGAGAUCCAGUUUGCCUACGCCGUGCAUUUCACAGCCCUGGUAGCAGGAAUCUGCAACCAGACACUCAACAGGAUCAUGGGCUUUGGCACCUGCUACCUGGAAGAGUCAUUUGCACCCUUGUCCUACAGCAAAAUCCUCCAGAACAGAGAAGUGUUCAGCACAGACAACUCUGAGAGCCCAGACUGAUGGUGGCUGUGCCCAAGGAUGCAGAUUUACUGAUGGGGGGGACAACACCCCCAGACCUGGAUUUGGGGUGAUUUUCUGAGCUUGGAAAUCUUCUCAGGAGAUCCACAGGAGAAUGAGAUGCUUCACA